Didymodactylos carnosus is the source of this 432-nucleotide messenger RNA. The record is from the annotation of a GenBank genome assembly. NCBI's taxonomy places the organism in Eukaryota, Metazoa, Rotifera, Eurotatoria, Philodinida, Philodinidae.
AUGGACAACCUCAACACCCUGGGUAAAUUGCUGAUGCGAAUGGGUGAAAACACUAAGGCAGAAUACUAUUUCCAGAUGCUGCUCGAAGACGCGUCGCUCGAUCACAUUGGUCACGCAUUAGUAUAUCAUAACAUCGGACAAGUUCACAACAAUCAAGGUGAUUAUGAGAAAGCAUUGAAAUAUUAUGAAAAAUGUCUUAACAUCUAUUUGAUCUCACUUCCACCAACUCACCGUCAUAUUGCAACAACAUAUAAUAGCAUCGGACAAGUUUACAACAAUCAAGGUGAUUAUGAGAAAGCAUUGAAAUAUUAUGAAAAGGCGCUUACUAUGGCACGAAAAACAUUGCCAUUUGCUCAUCCUGUUCUUCGCACUAUCGAGUUAGCUAUAAGGACUGCUCGUGAAAAGCUUUCCAAAUACAGUAAUGUUUUCUGA